Messenger RNA from Paramecium sonneborni, 1748 nucleotides. NCBI's taxonomy places the organism in Eukaryota, Ciliophora, Oligohymenophorea, Peniculida, Parameciidae. The record is from the annotation of a GenBank genome assembly.
AUGAAAUCAUAUAUAAUAGAUAAAGACUUAGGAUAGGGAACAUUUAGCAAGGUAAAAUUAGGUAUACAUAAAUUGACAGGUGAGAAGGUAUAGAGAGGGUUAUUAUUUUAACUUAGGUUGCUAUAAAGAUAAUCGACAAAACUAAAUAACAAGAAUCAGAUUAUGUAAGGAUUCAUAGAGAGAUUUAAAUAUUAAGAAAAUUAAGACAUCCAAAUGUUGUUCAAUUAUUUGAAGUAAGCCAUUUGCAUAUUAGAUUGUCGAAAGUGAUACUAAAUUAUACAUUAUUACAGAGUAUGCUAGUGGUGGAGAACUAUUCGAUCAUAUAGUACAGAAUAAACGUCUUGAAGAGAGAGAAGCUGCUAAACUCUUCAUUUAACUCAUAAACGCAGUUACUUAUAUCCAUCAACAUCAAGUUGUUCAUAGAGAUUUAAAACCAGAAAAUGUACUCCUUAACGAAGGUAUAUUAAAAGUCGUUGAUUUUGGAUUAUCAUCAACAUAUUAAUCUGGAUAGAAAUUAAAAACACCUUGUGGCAGUCCAUGUUAUGCUGCACCUGAAAUGUUAUAAGGACUUUCUUACGAUGGUCUAUUUACAGACAUUUGGUCCAGUGGAAUAAUAUUAUAUGCAAUGAUUUGUGGGUAAUAAUACUAUUUCAUUUUUAUAGAUGUGUACCAUUUGAAGAUCAAAAUACCAAAAAAUUAUAUGAAAAGAUUAAAAACUCAGAUUAUCAUUUACCUAAACAUGUUAGUUUAUAAGCAGCUGAUUUACUUAAAAAAUUAUUAAUGAAAGAUCCUGCAUAACGUAUUACAUUAUAAGAAAUUAAAAAUCAUGAUUUCAUCAAAUUUGCUGGUAAAUAUUCCAUUCCAUAAUCUCUUAAAAUUGAUAAUGAUAUUAUAUAAUAAAUGGUUCAAUUUGGAUUGUCUACUUAAAAUGAAAUAAUAGAAAUGAUUCAAAAUAAUAAACAUAAUCAAAUCACUACCACUUAUUAUCUAUUAUAAAAUAGAAACUCUUAAUUCCAAUCCCAAACCUCAUCAUAAAUUUUUAAUUAAUAAUAAUAAAUCAUUUCUCAAGUCCAACAACACAAUUAAAUUAAUGAAAAUACUUCCUACAUUUUAAAAAUCAAACUUAAAAGCAAAUCUCCUUAUCAAUAAUAAUAGGAAAAAUAAAAUAACGAUGUUACCCCAGGAUAAAUUACAUAAUCUCCAAGAAAAAAUCAUUUAGAAAAUUAAAACAAUAUUUCAAUCACUAAAAAAAUGUAUAACUUUUUUAUUUAUUUAUUUAUUUUCCCCCUAGACGAACCAAAACCAGAUCCUAAGAACCUAUUCAAAAAAGAGAACCUUCUCUUAGUAAUUAAUAACCACUUACAAAAUAAACAAGAUAAGUUCAUAUUGGAGAGUUCUUCAAAAAGAUUGAAAAUGAAUAAUUUCCUAAUCAAAGAUAAAAUAUUAUACCUCAAGGAUAUAAUAAAUUUAUUAUCACAGAACGUGUUAGUAUGUAAAACAAUACAUCCAUUCAUAAAAUACCUUCAAGAUAAGGAAGAUUAUCUUUUAAAAUGGAACAAAAACCUUUGUAAACCUAACCAAAUGAAAAUAAUAAAGAAAUUAAAAAUUAAAAAUCUACUUCUAAUACUAAAAACCCAACUGAACUUAGCUCUAAUCAAAAAUUAUUACAAAUGGAUUCCAUUGCUACAUAAAUUUAAAAUAAUAUUCAGAAUAGAUUUCUAAUUUAUAAAAAGAAAAUUAAACAAUGA